AUGUCGAGACCUCACACACACAGCGCAGACAUUGCCCCUGAAGACCUACCGCGGGUUAAAGGGGGCUCCUGGCUCUCUUCCGGAAAUCCCGUCAGGCGCUCUAAGAGCUCCAAGUUUUCACUCCAAGGCAGCCAAGGGCCUGGCCCCCCCCGCGCUCCAAAGGGCACUGCCCUGCAAUCCUCUGUGGGAGCUGAGGAACGCGUGCGCGCUCACUGCGACGGCAGCCGAUCCUCGAGUCGGCAAGCCACAGCAUCCGACGCUCUCCGGGCUGCUGCUUCUCUUUGGGAAACUUCCUGUGAGGAACUCUCCUUUCGCCUUUCUCAGGAGGCACUCGACUGCCUGUCCCUCCCUCUGGCCUCGGACUGGACCGUCAGUCGGGUUGUCUCCCAUUGCUUGAGUUUUGCUGAAUUCCUCAGGAGGGGCUUGGACGCCUCCUGCGUGGCUCCUGGCGAGCACCGCCAGCCGCUGUAUGCGUCUCUUGCGCACUGGCUGCACUUCAAUGCGACUCUCGCCGCGGCCCCCUCCAGUGCUCCCCCCCCCGUUCCGCGGAGCAGCGCCAGUCCCCAGCUGCAACAGAAGCCUCAAGGAAUUCCAGCCUUGAAAGAGGCAGAGGCUGUUGCUCUCUGGGGUGUUGCAGCGGCUCUGGCUUCCUUGCAUACCAGGAGACAUGCUCGGUGGAUGAACUGGCCUCCAAGGCAGCAGCCUCAGCGUCCGUGCCCGCGAGAACACAGUGCCAAUCUAGAAGACUUCCCUUCUCUGUAUUACUGCUCUGCCGCUGAAGCUGCUGCCUCUGCAGCGGGCAGCAUAGCGAUACUCCCUAGCGCUAAGGGCGUUUCGGGGAAGUCUUUCCAGUCCCCAGACGCAGCACUCGCUGGAGCUGGCGCCUUGCUGGAUGCGCAGAAAGAAGUUGUGGAAAUACGGACUCUCUCGCUGCUGCUGCUUCUCUACGCUGCGAGGCACCAGCAGCGGCAGCAACCCCUUUCCCUACCCGAAGACCACUGGCACGCGCCAGGCACUCAUUCUCCCAGGCGAAGCAGCUGGGCAGGGGGAGCAGGGGCCCCCUCCUGCAACGAGGAGGCCACGCGUGGUGUUUCCCUGCCCCUUUCAGGCAGACAGCACUCUGGCAGCAGGUGGGCGAAUAAAACCUUCUUUUCCCGCAUGCGUUUGCCGUUGUGUGGCGGCGUUCAUGUGCGGGAUCCUGAGUCUUCAAAAAAUCCCCCCUUGCUCGUGUUAUUUUGCUGCUGCCGUUGCUGCCGUUGCUGUGGCAGCAGGAGUGGCCUCGUGGACUCCUCAAAGGCGCGCUCGUACCUGUUGCAGCACUUGCCGCAGCUGCUGCAGCUGCUGCGCUGCGAGGUUCGUCCUCCCGCGGGGGAGCAGCUGCCCCAGGCAGAAGGGAACGGAUGUCUCGAGGCGUGGGAGGUGCAAGCUCUCGAGGCCUUUUUAGAGCCUCCACGCGAGUGCUGCCUAAUUAGGGGCCUGAGGGGGGCUCUGCGGUGUGUAAACUCGGCUACACUGGAUCAAGCAAGCAUCCUGAGGCUCUCCUCUUGCAGCAAGUCGGAUAUUGUGAUAUCGGCACCCGUGGAGAAUCUCUUCCUGGAUCGCCUCUCGGGAUGCACAGUCGUGGCACCUGCAGUCUUAGGAACGCUUUUAAUUCGCGGCUGCUCCCGGCUGGUGAUGCAUGCGAGAGCUAAGCGCAUUUUCGUGGACAACACCUUGGAGGCAGAUAUCUUUGUGGCUUCUUGCUUCCCGCCUAUCAUACUCGGAGACAGUAGGGCUCUGUCUCUGGGUCCUUACAACGUCAUUUCGCGGCCCUUACAGCAACAAAGGCAGCAGCAGCAGCAGCAGCAACAGCAGCAGCAGCAGCAGCAGCAACAGCAGCAGCAGCAGCAGCAACAGCAGCAGGCUUUGCCCUUACCCCAGCAUGAUUUCUGCCGGCGACACUCUCCCAAGACCCGUCGCUUCUUGCAGCAUCUGAGCAAGCGCACAACAGAGGAUGCGGCUACCCACUUCAUAUGCGCAAAGGUUUUUAGCUCUGCUGCGACUGACUGUGUGGUCGGUGCUGUUGCAGGACGUAGCGGCGCUCAAAGAGCAUCCGCAGUAACGCGCUUCUAA
Molecule: messenger RNA, 2112 nt
Organism: Cyclospora cayetanensis
Lineage: Eukaryota; Apicomplexa; Conoidasida; Eucoccidiorida; Eimeriidae
Exons: 8
Coding region: 1-2112 (703 amino acids)
Biological process (GO): regulation of transcription by RNA polymerase II
Cellular component (GO): nucleus
Molecular function (GO): transcription cis-regulatory region binding
Source: RefSeq, a predicted model, not a curated record